AACCUUUGGGCUUUGGACAGCUGGUCGGUUAACCUUGUCACUCGAACACACUAGCGCUAGAAUGGCAUCCAAGCAGCCUGAGGCUCAGUACCGUGUGGAUGGAGGCGUGGCCAUUAUCACGCUGAACUACCCACCGCUCAACGCGCUGCAUCCUCUGCUGCUGCGCUCCCUCUUUGACCAGCUUCGUCGCGCCCACGCGGACCCUGCUGUUCGCGCGAUCGUUGUCACCGGUGCCAAUGGAAACUUCUGUGCGGGCUUUGACAUCAACCAAUUUCAAAACCCUUCUGCUGGCGCCGGCGGUGGCAUCGACAACAAGAUCAACGAUGCCAUCUGUGAGGUUCUGGAGGGAGGCGCCAAGCCAACCGUCGCUGCCAUCCAGGGGGUUGCCCUGGGCGGCGGCCUGGAGAUGGCCAUGGGCUGCAAUGCCAGGGUAGCUGUUCCGGGCACCAAGCUGGGUCUACCUGAGCUGCAGCUGGGCAUCAUUCCUGGUUUCGGAGGCACCCAGCGACUGCCCCGACUGGUGGGGCUGGCCAAGGCAGCCGAGAUGAUGCUCACCAGCACCCCUAUUAAGGCGGAGGCUGGUCUGAAACUGGGUCUGGUUGACGCUCUGGCCCCCGCUGACCAGCUGCUGGCCGCGGCCAAGUCCCUGGCUCUGGACAUUGCGGAGGGCAAGAAGCCCAGGAUGUACUCGCUCACCCGCACUGACAAGCUGCCGCCGCUGGGCGAGGCCUUGGCCGUCUUGGACAUGGCCCGGGCGGAGGCCAGCAAGAGGGCCCGGGGUCUGCGACACCCCCAGCUAUGUCUGAACGCAAUCCAGGCGGGUAUUGAGAACGGCGGUGCAGCUGGUCUGGCUGCUGAGGGCGCUGCUUUCGCGGAGGCUGCUUCCCUGGACACGCAUAAGGCCCUGGUUCACAUUUUCUUUGCUCAGCGGUCGACCAAGAAGGUCAAGGGGGUUACCGAUGUGCCUGGAUUGAAGCCCCGCCCCAUUCGCUGCGUGGCGGUGCUGGGUGGCGGCCUGAUGGGCAGCGGCAUUGCCACCGCCCUGGUGCUGGCGGGUGUGGAUGUCAUCUUGAAGGAGGUGAACCAGAACUUCCUAGAUGGCGGCAUGGGCCGCAUCAAGUCCAACUUGCAGAGCAGGGUGAAAAAGGGCGCCAUGAGCGCGGAUGCCGCCACCGCUGCCCUGGCCCGUGUCAAAGGCGCCCUGGACUACAAUGACUUUGGCGGGGCGGACAUGGUGAUUGAGGCGGUGAUUGAGGACAUUGGCCUCAAGCAGCGCAUUUUUGCAGAUCUAGAGAGGGUGUGCCGACCAGACGCCAUUUUGUCCACCAACACGUCCACUAUUGACAUUGACCUUGUGGGGGCCAAGAUGGAGGAUGGCGGCGCGAAGUCGGCGAGCCGGCUGUUGGGCGCGCACUUCUUCUCACCGGCCCACGUAAUGCCGCUGCUGGAGAUUGUGCGCACCAGCCGCACGGGCGCGCAGGCUCUGUUGGACACUCUGGCGCUGUCCACCCGCAUCAAGAAGACCCCCGUGGUGGUGGGCAACUGCACCGGGUUCGCUGUCAACCGGGUUUUCUUCCCGUACACGAUGUCUGCCGUCCUGCUGGCGGACCUGGGGAUGAACCCGUACCGCAUCGACGCGACGGUGGCUGGCAAGUUUGGAAUGCCCAUGGGACCCUUCCGGCUCAAUGAUUUGGUGGGCUCGGACAUUGGCCUGCAUGUGGGCGCCAACUUUGUGACGUCGUUUCCGGAACGUGUCUACGUGUCCCGGCUCAUACCGCUGCUGAAUGAGGCCAAGCGCCUGGGAGAGAAGACGGGCAAGGGUUUUUACAAGUUCGACGCGAAGACCCGCAAGGCCUCCCCCGACCCGGAGUUGGCGCCCUUGCUGGACGAGUCACGUAAGGCUGCCGCCCUUGUCAAGGAGGGCGCAAAGCCGCCCGCAUUGUCGGAUGCGGAUAUCCUGGACUUCAUCUUCUUCCCAGUGGUGAACGAGGGCUGCCGCGUCGUGGCGGAGGGCAUCGUGGACAAGCCCGCAGAUCUGGAUGUGGCCUCGGUGAUGGCCAUGGGCUUCCCAGCAGUCAGGGGCGGCCUUAUUUUCUGGGCGGACCUUGUGGGUGCCAAGCGCAUUGUGGCGCGGCUGCGGCAGUUCGCGGCGCUGGUGCCGCAACACGCGGGCUUCUUUGCACCCUGCGAGUACCUUGUCCAAGCGGCAGAGUCGGGUCGCAAGCUGUCGGCGGGCGUACCUGCGCCUUCGAGGCUGUAAGGAACAUCUCGAUCGAGAAGUACCGGAGAGGGAUGCGGAGGUGAUGGAAGUAGGGAGUCGGUCAUUGGGCAUCGAGUCUUCGGGAGGUAAAAUAUCGCAGGGCAGUUUAAAUGCAGUGGGUUGGGGGCAUGGCGCUGCAUGGUGUGGUAUGGCAGCGUUCUGGCGCAUUCUUCAGCGAGCCCAAGGAUGUGCGGUGGGCCUUGAGAGUCCUCAAGCGCUGGUCCGUGUUCCAUUAGGCUGGCUAGUAUAUUGCGUUCCAUGCAACCGCCACAACUGCCGUGCGAGGAUAUAAUCCCGAGGGCGCCCAAGGAAUUAUUUUUGCGCUCCUCAACAAUUGGAGGAAUGCGGGCAGGCGUUGUGCCGCCAAAGGCGCUUGGCCAAAUGAGGGAUGGUAAAUCUUCCCUGGUGUGCGGCGCGGUCAGUUGCUGUGUAUGCCCACACAGCGAGUUACAUUACAGCAGCCACCCCGGCAGCAGCAGCCGGCUUUGACCAAUGUCGCAUUGGCAGCGCACCUCACUACUGGAGUUUCCCGGUGUGACGCCGGCUCUAAUACGCGCUUGUAUUUUUUUGUCAGAGUGGGGAGUGUUGCGUCUUGGUAUAGUUCUAACUCCAGGCAUAGAGGUGGCGGGGUCAUCCAUCCGCUUGAGCGUCGUUUUGUUUGUAGGGCGGAUGUGAGAGCUGGCCGUUCACCGUGCAACUGAUGCUCUACCUUGUCAUGUCGUAUUUUUGUGACUUCGAAGGUGCUUUAUAUGGAGGGGUCAAAGAGGUCAACGCGGAUGUUCCCAUGGAACGAAACGAGGCGGGUUUAAUGCCGCCUAAAUAGUCUACCCUGUAAUACAAAGUAGGAG
Molecule: messenger RNA, 3108 nt
Organism: Volvox carteri f. nagariensis
Lineage: Eukaryota; Viridiplantae; Chlorophyta; Chlorophyceae; Chlamydomonadales; Volvocaceae
Exons: 15
Coding region: 62-2260 (732 amino acids)
Biological process (GO): fatty acid beta-oxidation
Cellular component (GO): peroxisome
Molecular function (GO): NAD+ binding; (3S)-3-hydroxyacyl-CoA dehydrogenase (NAD+) activity
Source: RefSeq, a predicted model, not a curated record